AUGCCUAGCAACUGGAGGCGAUUCAAGGGUUACUUUUCCCUGAACGGCACCAACGGCACCAACAGCCGUCAUGCCUGGCUUCACGAGGAGGAGCGAGCGCUCCUUCCUCAUCACAGGAACCAGAACAUCGAGUCUGCCAUUCCGCCCCAAGAGGUCACAAAGGUCUGCCUCCGAUUGCGACACCUGAUUCGCGAAUGCAUUCCGUGCGAGCUUGAAGAGAGCCAAAUUACUCGUUCCCACAGCACCAUCAUCACCAACAAGGUUAUCCAGGCUGCAAAGGAAGCUGGCGGCGAGCGAUACGGAUCAUGUGUGGUCUACGCUCUGCUGGUCAACAUGCGAUGGUUCCAGCGGGAGGGGAUUGUCGAGCUAUGGGAUGCUGACCUCCAUGAUCUUCGUGCAGUUGCUUGUACUGUCAUUGCUAAGCAGAUCAUUGAAAACGAGGACGAUGCCGAGUACCUCCUGCACCACGUUCUGCUUCGACGGUAUUCAUUCCUCAUCAACCAAGAACCCACUGCCCCAACCAACGUCAUUGAGAAGGCAGUCGAUCUACAUGCCGUCCGGGUCAUUGGCUCAUCUGGCUAUCAGAAGUGCAUUGCCUACCUAUGGCGCGGCUGGUUGGUACAGGACGAGAACGAUCCGUCCAAGUUUGUCGACUACAAGGACAAAGACAACGUCAAUUUCAUCGUACACAUGGAUCCCGACCGCAUGCGAGCGCCGCGCUACCAGAAUGCCGCCCAGCUUAUGUUUUCAUUCAUCUACCUUGGACUCUACACAAUCGCCAUCAACUCGAUUAACGCGACAGGCGUACUGGAUGCAGCCGAAAUCGUGCUCUACGUCUUUACCUUUGCCUAUGUUGCUGACGAGCUUGUCAAAUACUACAAGGCGGGCUACCACAUCCUGGGUUUCUGGAAUGUCUUCAACUUCAUCUUGUAUACCUUCUUGACCGUAUCUCUUGUCUUCCGCAUCAUCGGACUAUCGUACUGGAGUGACGACAAACGCCAUGCGGAGUACAACCGACUGAGCUACUAUCUGUUGGCAUUUGUUGCGCCUAUGUUCUGGGGCCGUCUUCUGCUUUACUGCGACAGCUUCCGCUUCUUUGGCGCCAUGCUGGUUGUUCUCAAGGUCAUGAUGAAAGAAUCAGUCAUCUUCUUUGCUCUGCUCAUCAUCAUCAUCAUUGGCUUCCUUCAGGCCUUUAUUGGUCUAGAUGUCGCUGAAGACAAUGUUGCAGGCGACUCGUGGUUCAUUAUUGAGGCUAUGCUCAAGGCCAUCAUGCAGAGCCCCGAAUUUGACGGAUUCGAGAAUUUUGGACACCCAUAUUCGUUUGGAUUGGUUCUCUACUACUGCUUUACCUUUAUUGUCAUGAUUAUUCUCCUCAACAUCCUCAUUGCCCUUUACAACUCGGCCUAUGAGGACAUCUAUGAGAAUGCUGACGAUGAAUAUCUGGCACUGUUUGCUCAGAAGACGAUGCAGUUUGUGCGAGCCCCUGACGAGAACGUCUAUAUUGCCCCUUUUAACCUGGUUGAAAUUAUCAUCUCUGGUCUGUUCGAAUGGUGGAUGCCCAGGGCAACUUACGAGUUCAUCAACGACUGUGUCAUGGCCGCUCUAUACUCUCCUCUCCUGUUCGUGGCUGCAUGGCUCGAGACACGCACGGCGCAUACGAUCCGCCACAACCGAGCACGAGGCGAGGAGGACGAUGACCAGGUGCAUGAGUGGGAACAGUUCCACGAGGAGAUCGACUUUGAGGCAGAGGGCUGGACAAAGACAUGCGAUGCGGUCAAGCCAAACGUGGAGGAGGAGCCAGCCGUUAUCGAAGUGCGCAAACUGCGGGCUGAAGUUGAUGAGCUUAAGCAGAUGCUCUCAAAUCUUGGCAGUGCUAUCAAGGGGAAAGAAGAUCAGCCGGUCGAAGAAGUGAAGAGCGGAAAGGCGCCAGAGACAGAGACAGAGGGCGACGAAACUCGCGACGAAACUCUGGAGACUUCGGAGGUUCCCGAAACCCCUGAUGCCCAAGACACCCCCGAGACGUCGGCGGCAUCUGGUGACAACAAGGGUGGGAAGAAGAAUAAGAAGAAGAACAAGAAGAAGGGCCCUGGAGGAGCA
Fusarium vanettenii 77-13-4 is the source of this 2097-nucleotide messenger RNA. RefSeq lists its product as uncharacterized. NCBI's taxonomy places the organism in Eukaryota, Fungi, Ascomycota, Sordariomycetes, Hypocreales, Nectriaceae. The transcript has 6 exons. The annotation marks the transcript as partial. The record is from RefSeq and is a predicted model, not a curated record.